Messenger RNA from Daphnia pulicaria, 1033 nucleotides. RefSeq names its product glutamate receptor ionotropic, delta-2-like. The record is from RefSeq and is a predicted model, not a curated record. Lineage: Eukaryota; Metazoa; Arthropoda; Branchiopoda; Diplostraca; Daphniidae. Gene Ontology annotation, molecular function: glutamate-gated receptor activity. The coding region runs from base 14 to 1033 and encodes 339 amino acids. Gene Ontology annotation, cellular component: membrane. The transcript has 7 exons.
UCCGCGGAAGAAGAUGACGGCACCCAAAGUUGUGGCCCUUAUUCCGUACUUAUUAUUGGUGUUGGAAUCUUUUUUUCACACAUGUUAUGGUAGUAAAUCCAACAGUUUGGCGGGAAAGAACCUAAGGGUAGUCGCAGGUCAUUUCCCACCAGUGGUUUACAUUUCACUGAAUUCAUCUGGUCAUAUUGUUGAACAUUCUGGCCUGCUUUCUAACCAAUUACUUUAUCUAUCAGCGAAAUUAAACUUCACUUUCGAUAUAUUUGCUUCGAGAGAGAACACCAACGGAAUCAAGCAGAAAAACGGAACUUGGAAUGGCGUAAUUGGACAUAUUCUACGAGGGGAAGCGGAUUUGGGUUUGGUACCUGUAGCCAUUGACUUAGAACGCUACCAAGCUAUCGAGUUUUCUGGAAGCUUGGGGGGAGACGAUUCCAGAAUCCUAGUUAAAUAUCCAGAGCCAAGUGUUUCCUUUACUGGGGUGUUUGACGUAUUCUCUAUUGGAAUAUGGAUCGGAUGGAUAGUUUCAGGUGUAGUGAUCGCUGUCAUUUCUAUCAGCUUGGCUUACGUGACAAAACACCAAAGUUUUGGCAUAGGCGAACAUGACGCAAUACGAGCAGGAACUUUUGCGUGGUAUUUAUUUGGUACCAUGGUUUCUCAAGGAGACUACUGUCGCUUUCGCCAAUCUUCACAGAAGCUUCUCGCUGCGACGUGGUGUCUGAUAGCUUUCGUAUUUGUCAACGUCUACAAUUCCACUUUGACGUCUUACAUGUCGGUUACUUAUCAGAGGCCCAUAAUCAACUCUAUGAGUGAUUUGGCAGCUAACCCAUCUUACAAGAUGGCUUGUGUAGCUGGUUCCAUCCAAUAUAUUGAUUUAACGCAAUCAAAUAAAGAGGCCUACAAAAUUGUUGCAGACAGAGUAAAAAAAUGUUCUUCGGAUUGCAUAAAAUUCUUUAGAACUGAUAUCGUCAAUUCAGUUUUGGAGAAGGAGAACUAUGUUGCGUUGUUGGUAAUAAUCACAGAAUGUUAUUUGAGAUAG